Messenger RNA from Acaulospora morrowiae, 1213 nucleotides. The record is from the annotation of a GenBank genome assembly. NCBI's taxonomy places the organism in Eukaryota, Fungi, Glomeromycota, Glomeromycetes, Diversisporales, Acaulosporaceae.
CUAUAAGGAUAGGCAAGCUCCAACGGAGACCGUACCUACUCCGGUAUAUAUAUUUCGUGGGCAUGAAGAACAAAUCAAUAGUUUACAAUUCGCCGAAGAUAAUUCGUUCCUGGUGUCAGGAGAUGCAGGUGGAAUCAUCAUGAUUUGGGAUAUGAAAACGAAACGUUCGGUUAUACGAUUUAAGGCUCACAAUGAUGGCAUUCUGCGAGCUACAGACGAUGUCACAUUUGUUAUUAACGUGAUACUUUGUGAAGGUAGUCAUGGAAGGGAUAAUUUCAUACACAUUUGGAAACAUAAUCAACUUUUGCAGGGAUCAAAUGGCACCAGAGAGGAUGCUUCGUCAUUGAAGCCUGAAAAGAGUUUGCCGGUAAAUUCUUUGAACUUUUGCAAAUUCGACAUACGCUACAGAAAAUCUGGAGUUGAUGAAGAGCAAGAAGAGAUCUUGGUGGUCAUUCCCAAUGUCACGGAAUCUUCUGCUAUUGAUAUUUGGAAUCUCUCGGAUCAACGAAUAAUUGCAUCUUCGAUUGGAUUGGAUCAGAAACAAGAAAGAGGUUAUUGCAUGGCCUUGAGAUUGAUCCAGUACCCCAAUAAUCAAGACCCUCAACCGAUUAACUAUUUGAUACUGGCAGCUUAUGAAAAUGGUGGUAUGGUCCUAUGGUCGGUGACAUUAGGAAGUGAUGAAAGAACGGUUGUUGAUCAAUUGUGGAGUCGUAAGGAGCAUAGUGAAAGUGGUCCGUAUGAAUCGAUAUCAAAUUGCCCUUUGGGUCUCGAUGUUUCGGUUGACAAAAAGUUUGCAAUAUCUACAGCUGGUGACAAUAAAAUUGUGAAAUACAUUUUUGAUGAAGAGAAUUAUCAUGCCGAACCGUUAAUCAAGAGCACAACUGUGAAAUAUGCUGGAAUAGCGGAUGUAAAGAUUCGGUCCGAUGGAAAGAUUUUUGCUACAGCUGGAUGGGAUGCAAAAAUUCGCGUAUUUUCAUCAAAGUCCCUAAAACCACUGGCAAUACUACAAUACCAUCGAGAAAGUGUCUACGCAUUAGCAUUUUCCUUAAUUUUGGGUCAAGAUGCUAUCAAACAAUCCGCAACGUUCGAAAAUGAACCCAAGGAUAAGAAUGUCGAUGACAGGAUUGUGCAAGAGCAGCGGCAACAAUUCGCGAAACAUUAUUUGGUUGGAAGCGGUAAAGAUCAUAGGAUUAGUUUGUGGGAAAUUUAUUAA